AUCUCUAAAUCUCAAUCAAUAUUCCAUUUCUUUUUUUUUUUUGCUCAUGUUUUCAAUCAUGCAUUUUGAUUGCAUGAGUGAAUGAUGAGUAUUAACUUGCGACAUGAAAUUUGCUUUAUGGUCACCACUGAUUUAAUGCUUGUCAAUUAUAACAUGUUGGUCUAACAAUGAUAUAUGCCAGUAUCACUUUUCUUAUCUUGUUUCCAGGGCAAUAAUGUACGGAGUGACUAAUCUGCCUAGGAGCUUAUCUACACAUAAACAGCAUUACUCCAAAAACAUAAUGCAGAGUCAUGCUGAUGUGCAGUAAACCACAGAAUGUGGAAAUAACUAGAAAAUCAUCUAUAAUAUGCCAGAUGACAAAUUUUCAACUUAGCUUUUAGAUUGAAAUAAAUCUAAAUAUAACAACUCAGUAGUGCAUGUAUGAAUUGUAUUGUAAUGAUUCAGGAAGGCCUUAAUUUGACACAGAGCAAAGUAAAUCAGUGACUCGAUGAAAAUAAUUUAAAGGCUAAGUACAGUUGGAAUAGACACAGAAGUCACACUGUAAACGCAUCUUAGUUGAGGUCUCCCUCUCAAAUAAUGAGGCUACAGAAACGAGGACGCCUGCUGCUGUUGCUGAAGCUCAUUGUUGUACUGGGAUCGCUAUGGAUGCUUAUCCUACUCAGUCACCCCAAAACAGGCUGGGAUCCUACCCACAUUCUUGGGUACAGGUGGUUGGAGUAUACAGAUGCUGAUGGCGGCCCAGAGAAAGUUUGCAACUGCUCAGCAAUCCUGCAGGGAGAGAAGGAGGCACUGGUGCAGGCUAAACUACUGUCCAUCACUAGAGAGUUCCACAAGAGUGUUCGGAUCCCCAAUGAGUAUUAUAUCAAGGCAACCCAAGACUGCAGGAAAUUCAGGAUAAGCAGGAAAUACAUAUCAUUCCCCUUAAGCCAGGAGGAAGAGGACUUCCCUCUGGCUUACUCUAUGGUUGUGCAUCAUAAGGUGCAGAACUUUGAGCGACUGCUGCGAGCCAUCUACACACCUCAAAAUAUCUACUGUGUCCAUGUGGACAAAAAAUCAGAGGCCUCAGUCUUCUCUGCCAUCAGGGCCAUUACCUCCUGUUUCCCAAAUGUCUUCAUGGUCAGCCAGGCUGUGGACGUGGUCUAUGCUGCAUGGCCACGUGUCCAGGCUGACCUUAACUGUAUGGCUGAUCUGUAUCACGCCAACAUAAAAUGGAAAUAUUUCAUCAACCUUUGUGGCCAGGAUUUUCCUCUGAAAACCAACUUGGAGAUUGUAAGGUUGUUGCGUUCACUGAGGGGCGGCAACAGCUUGGAGUCAGAAAAAAUGUCAGAACGAAAGAAGUGGAGGGUGUCAAAUGUUCACCAGAUAGUUGAUGGAAAAAUCCAGGGGAUAGGAAAGGCAAAGGAACCACCUCCAUUCAACCUGCCCAUUCUGUCAGGAAAUUCCUACAUUGUGGUUAACCGAGGCUACAUCCGCAGCGUGUUGGAGGACACCAGAGUACAGGCACUGAUCGAGUGGGCCAAAGACACCUACAGUCCUGAUGAGUUCCUCUGGGCAACUAUUCAGCGAAUCCCUGGCGUUCCUGGAUCAACAUGGCCCAACCCCAAAUAUGACAUGACUGACAUCAAUGCGAUUGCACGACUGGUGAAGUGGCAGUGGCAUGAGGGGCCACAGGGUUCGCUGCAGGCGGUGUACCCAGAGUGUCACGGUAACCAUGUCAGGGCAAUAUGUGUGUAUGGUGCUGGAGACCUGCAGUGGAUGCUUGAGCAGCAUCACCUCUUUGCCAAUAAGUUUGACGUAGACACAGAUUCGAUUGCUGUCUACUGCUUGGAGAAGUAUCUGAGACAAAAGGCACUGGCUGAGUUAUAUUAGAUGUAGUUUUCUGCACUUUUCAAUGUUAAAAUUAUAUUCCAGUGUGAUAAAAGCCAAAGUGAUAAGAAAAACACAACCACAAUAACUUGAUAAAGUUAGGUUUAAGUUUCUGUCCAUCAGUUUUUCACAUGCAUUAGCUAAAAAAGCCCAGAAAAAAGUCUCUGUGCAAUAUCAAUGUGAGUGGAGAGAAUGACUCUUCACUCACAGUCCCCAUGAAACCUGACAGAGUUUGAGCAGCUGCAUAAAGAAAAACAAGGAAAAUGUUUAGUGUCCAAAUGUAUAGCUGAUAUGAACCAUUGCACAUACACUAAAGCAAAUUGCUUUAAGCAAAAGGAUGUUAAAGCAGUGAUGUGCUUUUAUAUGAGAUUAAUUUGUAUUCACUUUGGUAUUCAUGAGCAGACAAUUUAAUUCACUGUGAUUCAAUAUUACAAGUAAAACCAAAAGUCACUGUCAACAGGGUACUUUUCAUUAUUAUAUAGUGUGCAUUGUAGUGUAUGGCAUAUUUUUUGAAAAGACAUUUGAGGAGGAACACAUCUUUAAUGGAGUAAAACAUUUGACAUAUUUUACAACAAAUGAAUAUCUUGCAAGCCACAAACAAAUGUAUACAGAUAUCAGAAAAAGCUAAUAAAAGUCGACACACCCAUACCUGCGCAGUAGGCGCUCGCUAUACCGUACCUCUCUCACCAUCAGUCAACAUAUAGAAUUUCUUUUGACCCCAGUGAUCACAGCAAUCUCAAACAGCAGCAACUGAAAGCAUGCAACACAUUACUGCAGCUACUAAUAACUGAUAAUUUAUUACCUUUAUUAUCGGAAAUAUUUCCACAGUGAUAUACAGUGUUAAUAGCCUACUGAGAGCGUUUUAAGGAUUGUAUGAGAUAGUGACAAAAUGUAAAAACCUGCUGUGGCAGGAGCCGCCUUCUCUUUCAUAAGAUAUUCAAAAAACAGCUUGGUCAUUCUGCUAUGUGCCAUGAAAAACAUAACUCGUUCAGUACAAUGAUUCUUUUCUGUCUGUUUUUGUUAAGUUUUCUGUAGUGGCUCCUCUGCUCUGGAAUAGCCUGCUGGAGGCCAUUAGACAGGGUGAAACUAUUAAUGCUUCUAAGAUGCACCUUAAGACCCACCUUUAUUCUCUGGAUUUUAAGUGUGUUUAAUCCUUUCUUAUUUUUAUCUCAUUCCUUGGGUUUUAAAUGAACUUUCAAUUUCAAUUUUGCUUUAUUUCCUCAUCUGUUAUUCACUUACAUGCCUUUAUGCUUGUAUGUGUAUACAUGUAUAUCCGUCUUUGAAAAGCACUUAGGUGCAAAACACUUUUGCUUUUUAAAGUGCUUUAUAAAUGAAAUAAACUGAAAUUAAAGCUUGACUACUAAAAUUACAGUCUAACUAUAGUAUUCCUUAACAUUACAGUCUACUGACAGAGCUAGAGUACAGUAGCAUCCCAACUGUCCAGGGAACACAGCAGAUGGACUGUAACGCAACUUCUGUUUGCAUGUUAUUGGUUAGUAUGCAAGAGUCAUAAGCCUUG
Chelmon rostratus (copperband butterflyfish) is the source of this 3385-nucleotide messenger RNA. Its product is annotated as beta-1,3-galactosyl-O-glycosyl-glycoprotein beta-1,6-N-acetylglucosaminyltransferase-like. NCBI's taxonomy places the organism in Eukaryota, Metazoa, Chordata, Actinopteri, Chaetodontiformes, Chaetodontidae. Gene Ontology annotation, cellular component: membrane. The transcript has 4 exons. The record is from RefSeq and is a predicted model, not a curated record. Gene Ontology annotation, molecular function: beta-1,3-galactosyl-O-glycosyl-glycoprotein beta-1,6-N-acetylglucosaminyltransferase activity. Bases 577 to 1869 code for a protein of 430 amino acids.